AUGAGCUCCAACGAGAAGCGACACGUUGAUGUCCCUUGGCUGGCAAAGUAUACACAGGUCGAGGCGAAUGAUGGAGGCAUCAUACUGAUCAACGACCUAGGCCUUCCGGAGAUUGCUGCUUGAAAGGCCACCUACACGAAGGCCACCCUCGCGGGAAAUUCGAGACCAUUGCGGGAGUUGACACCUACAUCACCCCUCCUCAGCCAGGCAGGAGCAAUGGCAACAUCUUGUUCUACUACGCAGAUGUGUACGGCAUGUUCACCAACGCUCAGUUGGUGAUGGAUGAGUUUGCCGAUGCCGGAUAUCUGACUCUUGGCUUGGAUUACUUUGACAACGUACCAUCCGCUUCUUCGAAUGCAAGACGUAAGCUGACUUACUUUGCAGGACCCCAUCUUCCUGCAUCGCUUGAACGCGAAGGAGAGCAAGCCCGAUUUUGACUUUGAAGCCUGGAAGAACAAGUAUGCCGACUUCGCGGAGAAGAAAGUCCCGGAAUGGACGGCCGAGGUGAAGAAGAUGUACGGAAAGCCGGGCAUGAAGUAUGCUUGUGUUGGGUAAGCUCUCCAUACACUCCACUUAUACCUGUGUCUUUCAUUGACUGGGAUUGGUAGAUACUGUUUCGGCGCUCCUUACGUGUGCAACUCCCUAGCGGAUGGGACCUGUCAAGUCGGCGGCUUUGCUCAUCCCGCUUUCUUGAAGGAGCAUCAUUUCCGUAACUUGAAGGCUCCUCUGCAUCUGAGCUGCGCGGAGAUUGACCAUACUUUCGGUACGGAGAGUAGAAAUAAAGCGGUGGACAUGAUGAUUGAAGAUGGGAAGGAGUACCAUUUGCAGCUUUUCCAUGGAGUGGAGCAUGGGUUUGCGUUGAGAGCAGAUCUGAAGAAUGCCUAUCAAGGUGAGUGAUUUUCUUUUGCGAAGUACGGUACUGAGGUGCUGACUUGGUUGUUAGGAUGGGCGAAGGAGCAGUCGUUGAGAGGGUUGGUGGCUUAUUUUGAUUACUGGCUUUCGAAGUGA
Molecule: messenger RNA, 1008 nt
Organism: Lecanosticta acicola
Lineage: Eukaryota; Fungi; Ascomycota; Dothideomycetes; Mycosphaerellales; Mycosphaerellaceae
Source: the annotation of a GenBank genome assembly